AUGAACUCCCAUUUCUUAUUCUGUUUCUUUGUUUUUCUCACCUUCACCGCAAAAACUCUCUCAAUCUCAACCACACCCGUAUCUCCUUCUUCAGCAACUCAAUUAUACAACCAAUAUUUAACCCAGCAGAAAAAACCAAACAACGAAACCAUAUACAAAGUUUCAAAGCAACUCUGUUGGGGCUGCAUGGCCGAGUCAGUAGAGUUCCUUUUCCGACACAACAUAGUAAGAGCAUACAAAUGGGAGCUUCCAUUGACAUGGGAUUUACAGCUCGAACAAUACGCAAGAUGGUGGGCUAGUCAAAGAAAACCAGAUUGCAAAGUGGAACAUUCAUUUCCUGAGAAUGGUUUCAAGUUAGGAGAGAAUAUAUAUUGGGGUAGUGGCUCCGAUUGGACUCCAUCUGAUGCUGUAAAAGCUUGGGCUGAUGAAGAGAAAUAUUACACAUAUCUUACUAAUUCAUGUGUUUCUGGUCAAAUGUGUGGACAUUAUACUCAAAUUGUGUGGAAAAGUACUAGAAGAAUUGGCUGUGCAAGAGUUGUGUGUGAUGAUGGUGAUGUGUUCAUGACUUGUAAUUAUGAUCCUGUUGGUAAUUAUGAAGGAGAGAGACCAUAUUAA
Vicia faba (fava bean) is the source of this 615-nucleotide messenger RNA. NCBI's taxonomy places the organism in Eukaryota, Viridiplantae, Streptophyta, Magnoliopsida, Fabales, Fabaceae. The record is from the annotation of a GenBank genome assembly.